Cryptococcus amylolentus CBS 6039 is the source of this 1567-nucleotide messenger RNA. RefSeq lists its product as hypothetical. The transcript has 14 exons. The record is from RefSeq and is a predicted model, not a curated record. Gene Ontology annotation, molecular function: GTPase activity; GTP binding. Gene Ontology annotation, cellular component: cytoplasm. NCBI's taxonomy places the organism in Eukaryota, Fungi, Basidiomycota, Tremellomycetes, Tremellales, Cryptococcaceae. Bases 69 to 1133 code for a protein of 354 amino acids. Gene Ontology annotation, biological process: cytoplasmic translation.
UUUUCCCUUUUCCCUGGCGUCUUCCCCAUUACCCUACGCAUACCCCACAGUGAAGCCCAGCUGCCGCCAUGACGACCGUUCAGAAAAUCAAAGACAUUGAGGAGGAGAUGGCGAGGACGCAGAGAAACAAAAAUACCGAAUACCAUCUUGGACAACUGAAAGCCAAACUUGCCAAACUUCGCCGAGAACUGAUUGCGCCUUCCGGAGGAGGUGGAGGCGGUCCUGGCAUUGGAUUCGAUGUUGCUCGAUCAGGUCAAGCAACAGUGACCGUCAUUGGAUUCCCCAGUGUAGGAAAAUCGACUUUCAUGUCCAAACUCACCGGCACUCACUCUGAAGCUGCUUCCUAUGAAUUCACUACGUUAACAACAGUACCCGGACAAAUGACAUACAACGGCGCACGAAUCCAAAUUCUUGAUUUGCCUGGUAUCAUCGAGGGAGCCAAAGACGGUAAAGGUCGAGGUCGUCAAGUGAUUGCUGUUGCUCGAACUUGUAACCUGAUCUUCAUCGUACUGGAUGUUCUGAAACCGCUCAACGAUCUGGCUAUUCUUACACAUGAACUGGAAGGUUUUGGUAUCCGACUCAACAAGAAACCUCCAGCCAUCACUGUUAAGAAGAAGGAAAGUGGUGGUAUUGCCAUCACAAACACUGUACCCCUCACCAAAAUCGAUGCUCAGGAAAUCAGGGCUGUAUUGCAGGAAUAUCGAAUGAGUAACUGCGCCGUCUCGAUCCAUCAACCAGAUGCGACCAUUGAAGAUUUCAUCGAUGUUGUGGAAGGUAACAGAGUUUACAUCCCUGCCAUCUUUGUUCUCAACAAGAUUGAUGCCAUUAGUAUUGAGGAACUUGAUCUUCUGUACAAGAUUCCCAACUCUGUUCCUAUCUCUUCCAAGCUUUGGCUUAAUGUCGACGAGCUUCUAGAGGUCAUGUGGGACAAGCUGAACCUUGUCCGAAUCUACACCAAGCCAAGGGGCCAACAGCCGGACUAUUCUUCUCCAGUGGUGCUGCAGCGUGGCAAGUGCACUGUAGAGGAUUUCUGUAACGCAAUUCACAAGGAGAUCUUGAAGCAAUUCAAGAAUGCUAUGGUAUGGGGCACAUCAGCCAAACAUGUCAGAGGGCAAAAGGUUGGGCUGGAGUGAGUCAUGUUGAUUGCAUAGGACAUUGGUACAUGCUAAUCACAGGUCAUGUGUCUUUAUAGCCAUGUCUUGGAUGAUGAAGAGUGAGUUGAUAAACAGAUUAGCUGUGCAAUGUAGACUAACAAAUUUGCAGCAUUAUUUGUAUCUUCAAAAAGUAGUGGGGUCAAAGAGGUUUGCUUCCAGUGUAUAGUCAAUGCAUUGGUCUCAUCAACAAGAUGCAGCAUCAGAGACAGUCCAGGAGGGUUACUGAGAAGCUGUUUCUCCCCACCCAGAAAAAAGUGUAGGGGGGCAGAAUCGAUAAAAUCAAAUGCAUGUGCUAAACUUCCAUGUGGGGCCCCUGCCUCCCCGGCAUCAAGCCCGCUCCGCCUUUCCUCCUGUCUUCUCCCCCUACCAAUCAUGCUGGCCUUGACCUAUUGUUUCUGCUCCAUCACUCUCUG